Messenger RNA from Camponotus floridanus (Florida carpenter ant), 544 nucleotides. RefSeq names its product 60S acidic ribosomal protein P2 (gene RpLP2). The transcript has 4 exons. Gene Ontology annotation, cellular component: cytosolic large ribosomal subunit; ribosome. Gene Ontology annotation, molecular function: structural constituent of ribosome. The record is from RefSeq and is a predicted model, not a curated record. Bases 172 to 516 code for a protein of 114 amino acids. NCBI's taxonomy places the organism in Eukaryota, Metazoa, Arthropoda, Insecta, Hymenoptera, Formicidae. Gene Ontology annotation, biological process: cytoplasmic translational elongation.
UCGCAACGUGGUCAAACGGGACGCUCCCUGCAACAUCAGGUGAAGUGUACCCUUCUUCAUACUAAUUUUUCCCGAUUCCUUGCACUUUCUCGCGCUGUUCUUCCGGUGCUAUCUCACGCACGUUGUGUAUUGCUCAGCGAGAUCCACGUUUCGUGUCGCAAGACUUAAAGAAUGCGUUACGUGGCCGCUUAUAUGUUGGCUGUUUUGGGAGGCAAAGCCUCGCCAAGCCAAAAUGACAUUGAAAAGAUUUUAUCAUCUGUCGGAAUCGAAACAGAUGCUGAAAAACUGAAAAAAGUUAUAUCAGAAUUGAAUGGAAAGAGUAUCGAUGAACUGGUCGCCAAAGGCAGGGAAAAAUUAUCGUCCAUGCCAGUUGGUGGAGCAGCUGCUGCGGGUGCCGCUGCAGCUCCUGCCAGUGGUGCGGCAGCUCCAGUUGAAGAAAAGAAAGAAGAAAAGAAGCCUGCUAAAGAAGAAUCUGAGUCGGAAGACGAUGACAUGGGCUUUGGCCUGUUCGACUAAAAUGCCUCUUUUUUUAUUAUUCUCACCC